AUGACGGACGCCGGAGCUUCGACCGCGGCGUUUGCGUUUGCCGCACUGAUGGGCUGCGGAUCACCGAAUCAGCCUACGUUUUCCAUGGAAUCAUUGCUGAAGCCGGAAAUUUCCGACUUUUCACCUAAAGCUACUGGAAACACAGAAGAGUCGACAAUAUGCUCGGUCUGUUGUGACGAGGCCAGCGGUCGACAUUAUGGUGUUGUUGCCUGCUUCGGAUGCAAAGGUUUCUUCCGACGCACUGUUCGCGCUGGAAAGAACUACAUUUGCCGAUAUGAUCAGAAGUGCCGAAUCGAUAAAGCUGGACGAAACGUUUGCCGUUCGUGCCGAUUUCAAAAAUGUCUCGACGUGGGAAUGGAGCCAGAUGCUAUCAGACCCGAUCGUGACAAAACAGGUCGACAGAAGAAUCCGAGACGAAAUGGCACUCAUCUGAUCAAUGGCCUCGACCCGGCCGUCGUGAAAAAACUCUCGGGCGCAUCGAUGUUCGGCGACUUACCGUGUGUGAAUAAGAGGGACGAUUCCGACGAUAAUCCUACGUCGCCAUCAUCUCGUGCCGAAUCAGCACCUGCUGUUGAUGUCCGACCGAGUCCAUGUGACGAGAUCCUAACGACACUACGUGAAAUCGAGCAGAUCUGCUUACAACUGCGUGAUGUGGCACCAGUGUCACCAAUGGCCCGGCCUACCCUUCUGGAUUGUGUCCAUCGACCGUCCCUGAUCACUCCCAGAUCUCAGAUGGUAUUCGAGGCCCUUCAUGGUCCAGCGAGUUUGACGUCAAUCGCAGAAAACGUCCGAAGGAUGACUGUGUUGGUGUUCGACUACGCGAACACGUUGAAACCAAUUGCCGACAUACAACCUGAAGAAAAGAUCGCAUUGAUUCGAAAUUGCAUCACACCGUUUGCACUGCUUAUGUUGAGUUUUCACUCAUCGAAACACGAUUCCGAUGCGAUUGUUCUACCAUCUGGUCAUACGUUACCAUCGGAUAUGUCACUGUUCACAUCAGUCCUCGAUGACGAUAAACGACACCUUCUGAUGAUCGCGAAAUGCGAAACUGUGCGCCGAGCGUUGGUCGAUCAGGUUAUGCAUCAACUACGAAAGUUGCACGUUACAGAAACGGAACUAUUAGCCUUAAAGGCAAUUAUGGCGCUGGAUCCCAACGUGAAAGGCCUAUCGAUGAAAUCCUCUGGGCAUCUACUCGUUGGUCGUGAAUCCGUGCAAAAUGCACUCUUCUCUCACCUGAUGGCACGAUAUCCACCAUCAGAGGCGACUGCCCGCUUCGGCCAUCUAUUGCUGUUGAUCGCGUCGGUUACGAAAGUGGCAUCGACGUUAACCGGACUUGUGCAAUUCAGUAAAGAUAUCUCGCUUGGAGUUGAUCCAUUACUGGAUGAGUUACUGUUGAAAGAGUUCUAA
Ostertagia ostertagi is the source of this 1407-nucleotide messenger RNA. The record is from the annotation of a GenBank genome assembly. Lineage: Eukaryota; Metazoa; Nematoda; Chromadorea; Rhabditida; Trichostrongylidae.